Nannospalax galili (Upper Galilee mountains blind mole rat) is the source of this 3752-nucleotide messenger RNA. RefSeq names its product ubiquitin like with PHD and ring finger domains 1 (gene Uhrf1). Gene Ontology annotation, biological process: negative regulation of gene expression via chromosomal CpG island methylation. NCBI's taxonomy places the organism in Eukaryota, Metazoa, Chordata, Mammalia, Rodentia, Spalacidae. The coding region runs from base 249 to 2603 and encodes 784 amino acids. The transcript is spliced from 17 exons. The record is from RefSeq and is a predicted model, not a curated record. Gene Ontology annotation, molecular function: ubiquitin protein ligase activity; protein binding.
GGUCCGGCCUCCCGCUGCAGCCCUUGCACACUUCUAAAAACGCCCUAAGAUUUCGCGGGAAAAUAGAAAAAAAUCCAAGCAGCUGGACGCGCCAGGAGCCGAUCGCGCACUCCUGGGCACCGUCAGGUCCGCUGCCACGCACGCGUCUCACCCUACGAUCGCCAGGUCCAAAGCCCCAGCCCAGGGCCAGGCACUGCAGAAGAGAGGGGAGUACGGAUCGCUGCCGCCGGAGCUUAGCAUCCAUCACCAUGUGGAUCCAGGUCCGGACCAUGGAUGGGAAGGAGACCCACACUGUGGACUCUCUGUCCAGGCUGACAAAAGUGCAGGAGCUGAGGAAGAAGAUUCAAGAGCUGUUUCGCGUGGAACCUCACCUGCAGAGACUGUUUUAUAGAGGCAAACAGAUGGAGGAUGGCCACACCCUCUUUGACUACGACGUGCGCCUCAAUGACACAAUCCAGUUGUUGGUGCGCCAGAGCCUGGCACUGCCUCCCAGCACCAAGGAGCGCGACUCGGAGCUCUCAGACACUGACUCUGGCUGCUGCCUGGGCCAGAGUGAGUCGGACAAGUCCUCCACACAUGGCGAGUCAGCUGAAGGGGAGAAGGUCGAGUGGGAGGAGACAGAACUGGGGCUGUACAAGGUCAAUGAGUAUGUGGACGUCCGGGACAAUGACCUGGGUGCCUGGUUUGAGGCCCAGGUGGUGCAGGCUCUGAGGAAGGCCCCUGGCCAGGAUGUGCCCUGUAGCUCCAGUGCCAGCCCGACCCCAGAGGACACCAUCAUGUACCGCAUCAAAUACGAUGACUACCCGGAGGAUGGUGUGGUGUUCAUCCAUGCUAAGGAUAUCCGAGCCCGAGCUCGCACUGUCCUGCCAUGGCAGGAGCUGGAGGUGGGCCAGGUGGUCAUGGUCAACUACAACGUGGACUUCCCUAAGAACCGUGGCUUCUGGUAUGAUGCUGAGAUCCGCAGGAAGCGCCAGACCAGGACGGCACGGGAGCUGUAUGCCAAUGUCACACUGGCGGGCGGCUCCUACCUCAAGGACUGUCGGAUCGUUUUUGUGGAUGAAGUCUUCAAGAUCGAGCGCCCAGGCGAGGGGAGCCCUCUGAUUGCCAGCCCCUCGCGACCCCCUCCUGCCCUCCGGCACACAGGGAAGAGUGGCCCAUCCUGCCGCUACUGCAAAGACGACGAAAGCAAGCUGUGUCGCAAGUGCGCUUGCCACGUGUGUGGCCAGCGUGAGGCCCCCGACAAGCAGCUGCUGUGUGAUGAGUGUGACCUGGCCUUCCACCUCUACUGCCUGGAGCCCAAGCUAAGCAGCGUCCCCACUGAGCCUGAGUGGUACUGCCCUGGUUGCCGGAUUGAUUCCAGUGAGGUGGUUCAGGCCGGGGAGAGGCUCAGAAAGAGCAAGAAGAAGGCCAAGAUGGCGUCUGCCACCUCGUCCUCCCAGCGGGACUGGGGCAAAGGCAUGGCGUGCGUAGGCCGUACUAAGGAGUGUACCAUCGUCCCCUCCAACCACUAUGGGCCGAUCCCCGGUGUCCCUGUGGGUACCAUGUGGCGUUUCCGAGUCCAGGUCAGCGAGUCAGGUGUGCAUCGGCCCCACGUGGCGGGCAUCCACGGCCGUAGCAAUGAUGGCGCCUACUCACUCGUGUUGGCAGGUGGCUAUGAGGAUGACGUGGACCACGGGAAUUUCUUCACAUACACGGGCAGUGGCGGCAGAGACCUUUCUGGUAACAAGCGGACAGCAGAACAGUCCUGUGACCAGAAACUGACCAACACCAACAGGGCACUGGCACUCAACUGCAGUGCCCCAAUCAACGACCGGGAAGGGGCAGAGGCCAAGGACUGGCGCUCUGGGAAACCAGUACGUGUGGUGCGCAACAUGAAGGGCGGGAAACACAGCAAGUAUGCACCGGCCGAGGGCAACCGCUAUGACGGCAUCUACAAGGUGGUAAAGUACUGGCCGGAGAAGGGCAAGUCUGGCUUCCUUGUGUGGCGCUACCUCCUGAGACGGGAUGACGAUGAGCCGGGGCCCUGGACACGUGAGGGGAAGGAACGCAUCAGGAAGCUGGGGCUCACCAUGCAGUACCCUGAAGGCUACCUGGAAGCCCUGGCCAACAAGGAGAAGGGGACUGGGAAACAUUCCAAGGCCUUGCAGCAGGAGCCUGCUGACCCCUCGACACCUGAGAAGGGCAAGUGGAAGCGGAAGUGUGCAGGCCAGGGCAGCCCAGCCAUGCGUACAUCUAAGAAGACAAAGCUGGAGCCGCACACCCUGCCCCCGCAGCAGCACAGUCUUAUCAAGGAUGACAAGACCAAUGCCAAGCUGUGGAACGAAGUGCUCAAGUCCCUCCAGGAUGGUCCGUUCCAGGUCUUCCUGAGCAAGGUGGAGGAGGCCUUCCAAUGCAUCUGUUGCCAGGAGCUGGUGUUCCGGCCUGUCACCACCGUGUGCCAACACAAUGUGUGCAAGGAUUGUCUGGACAGGUCCUUCCGGGCACAGGUAUUCAGCUGCCCUGCCUGUCGCUAUGACCUGGGUCGCAGCUACGCCACACGCGUGAACCAGCCUCUGCAGGCCAUCCUCAACCAGCUCUUCCCGGGCUACGGCAACGGCCGGUGAUCCCCAAAGCCAGACAGAAGCCCAUUGUUCACCAUUGGUUUUUUUAGUGGGUUUAACUUAAAAACACAUAGUUCUUCCUCCCUCAAGACACCAUCCUCCCUGGUUCUCAGUUAAUCUGACAUCCCCAGGAAUGCUCAUGUUCUGGGUACCAAUUGGACUCUCGGUUUUUUUUGGUUUUUGUUUCAUUUUUCUUUGUUUAUACAAAGCCUGCAAUUGAUCUGCAAGACAGAAAAUUCUCCAUGACUAUUUUUUCUUUUGGAAGAUGGAGUUAGAAACCUUGGGCCAUGGACUGGACCUUAAAGUCAGCUUUCAGAAGUCCCCACUGCCGACCAGCUAGCCAGCUGUCUGGCUGCCUAGAACAGUUUAGAACAAUCCGUAACAGUCUGUGACCUUGGCCUCUUUGAGGUCAAAGCUGGGCACAUCCUCCUGAGAGCUGUCCUCAGGGAGACGUGGACAGCCCCAGCCCAGCUUCAGCCCUGGCCUCCGCCAUUUCCUCUCAUGCCUCUGUCCCUGUGGCGCAGCCGACACUACCUCAGCGGGACUGGACUCUCGUGAGGGCUGCACGUGGGACAGGCCAGGGGACCCAACAAGCAGAAGCUGGUCAAGUGCCUUUGGGUGGCUGCAUCUCUCUGUAGACUGGGCUCACUGUCUUCAGCACUGAAUGCCGAACAAAUUUGGAAACCUGGCUAGGAAACUGGCUGUCCAGGUGUCCCACCUUGGCUGGAAUUGUGGAGGUUUAAGUUGCAUUGAUUUAGUUCCAAUUUUUUUUUUUUUUUUUUUUAAACUCAGCAAUUUGAGAAUUACAAGUUGUUUUUGUUAAAUCAAAUGAAUGCUUUUUUGAAAUGAAUUUUUCUUGUAGUUUGUGUGUGAGAUGGAACCUUGCGGUUUGCUUUUCAUUCGUUGGCUUUUGUUGCAUUUUUUUUUUUCUAACUUACCAAAGUUUGUAGCAAUACCUCAGCGGAACAGGGAGACUGAGCCACAUAGCUGCGCAGUCUGGGGCGCACUGUUUUAAAAGGGCCAUAUUUUUUUCUUUGUAGGAUUGUAAACAUUAGGGGGGAAACAACAAAACUGUCUAUAGAUGUUUUCUAAAGUUCAAUAUUCUUUGUGCAGGUUUUAGAUUCUCAGAAUAAAUGUUAUUUCGCAGAUAUA